AUGGCGGAGACUGCGGCGGCGGCAGCAGCGGCGGAAACCGCCUCGGCGGAGACUCCUCCUUUCCAGCUGGGCAAGCCUCGCUUCCAGCAGACUUCCUUUUAUGGCCGGUUCCGGCAUUUCCUGGACAUCAUUGAUCCCCGUACUCUCUUUGUCACUGAGAGUCGCCUUAAAGAAGCUGUGCAGCUCUUAGAAGAUUACAAGCAUGGCACGCUGCCUCCGGGGGUCACCAAUGAACAGCUUUGGAGUGCUCAGAAAAUCAAACAGGCCAUCCUGCACCCGGACACCAAUGAGAAGAUCUUCAUGCCUUUUAGGAUGUCAGGUUACAUCCCCUUUGGAACACCCAUUGUUGUUGGCCUCCUCCUGCCCAACCAGACCCUGGCCUCCACCAUCUUCUGGCAGUGGCUGAACCAGAGUCACAAUGCCUGCGUCAACUAUGCAAACCGCAAUGCGACCAAGCCUUUGCCUGCAUCCAAGUUCAUCCAGGGCUACUUGGGAGCCGUCAUAAGCGCUGUCUCAAUCGCAGUGGGCCUUAAUGCUCUAGUUCAAAGAGCAAACAAGUUCACCCCAGCCACCCGCCUUCUCAUCCAGAGGUUCGUGCCGUUCCCGGCUGUAGCAAGUGCCAAUAUCUGCAACGUGGUCCUGAUGAGGCACAAUGAAUUGGAGGAAGGAAUUGAUGUCCUGGACAGUGAUGGCAACGUCGUGGGCUCCUCAAGAAUUGCAGCCAGACAUGCACUGAUCGAGACGGCCCUGACUCGAGUGGUCCUUCCCAUGCCCAUCCUGGUUCUACCCCCAAUCAUCAUGUCUGUGCUGGAAAAGACAUUUCUCCUGCAGUCUCGUCCCCGGCUUCUUCUGCCUGUGCAAAGCUUCGUGUGCCUUGCCGCCUUUGGCCUGGCCCUGCCUCUCGCCAUCAGUCUCUUUCCGCAGAUGUCAGAGAUUGAAACAUCCCAAUUGGAGCCAGAGAUUGCACUGGCCACAGCCAGUCGGACAGUGGUAUACAACAAAGGCCUGUGAGUGGACGCAGGUCCUCUGGUCAGAGAAGCAAUGGGCCAGAGGACCGGGUAGGGUGAGGGCUGGAAAGAGGAAAUGUCAGCCUGCCCUCCUGACUCCAAGUAGUUGAGCAAGGAGUUCCAAGCUAACACCAGAUCACUAAUGUUGGAAAGGAAGUAACAUUUUCAGACAACCACCACCUUACAGGAGGUUGGGAGGUUAAAGCAGUCAGAUUUUAACACAAGGGAGAAGGGGGAGGGGGAAAAGCCUAGUGCAGGGGAGAGUCAGAUUUUAUAGAAAGGAAAUACUAUAAUCAAGCACAUUUCUGGGCUGUGGUGGGGAGCUUACAGAACCUAUCCCAGCACAAUCAUGAGUGAAGCUGGGAAGAAAUAUAUAGAAUGCCCUAAAGAGAGAAAUAGGGUGUUGGGAUUUUAAAGGUUUUUUUUUGUUUCUUUUUGUUUGGUUGGGUUUUUUAAAGUCAGAAUUGAGUCUUAACACUGGUUGAUGCUGCAAAGAAGCCAUUUCAUAGCUGGGUGGAUAAGCAUGGGAAUUGGGCACAUGAACUUGAUGGGGUGGGGGUGCUGCAUCACAUCCUCUGGGGAAAACCUGAGCACUGUUGCCCAAUCUUGCCCUGGCUAAUCUGGUGUUUCCAGUAAACAGGAGAUGCUACAUGUGUCCCUUCCCCUAUUCUUCUCUCCCUUCCUUGAAGACUGGAACCCAACUAGACUGGAACUUGAGACCCUGGGGCCUUCCCAUUAAAGGGACCAGGAAAGCAUGUCCCUAUCCCUAGCAGCAGCCUUCUGCCCUCUGGAGCCCCCCAGAUGGGGAAGCCACAGGUCAGUUAUCGAGGGCACCAAAGCAAGCCUAAAUCCAGACCUUACAGGAGACUGGGUGCCUCCAUUUUGUGAUUUGGGAAAGGGAGAUGGGAAGGGAUGCUACUAAUGGAAUGAUGACAUUGGAGGCACUUUACAACUGUGAGUGCUUCCAAGACUAAGGACUGAAUCACCUUUGGAAGAAGAUGCCAGCACUUUAUAUGCACCAACAAGAGAGGGAUAAGGACUUUAAGUGGCCCAAAUUGGUGGGGCCUGGGGAGUGGAGGAAGAAAAAGGCAGCAAGUUCCCAGGGUUGCAAUCUAAGCUGGGGACUGACGCUCUGGAGUGCUCCCCUGAGCCCUUUGGGACAAACUAGACCUGGUCUCUGGCCCAAAAUUCUAGCCAGAAGAUCAGGAUCAGGCAAUGUAACCCUUCCAGGACUGCCUGGCACCCCUUCCCCACCAUGGAAGCCCAUCAGUAACCAGAUCUCAGAUGGCACCUGCCUGCCUGUCCAAUCAUCCAAGCUACACCAGUAUGUGCUGAAGUCCCCUGUCCUCUGCUUCUCCCCACUCUAUCCCUAUCAGGAAUAAGCCAAGACUUGAUGGACGCAAAGUUAUCUAAAUCCUUGAAAAUGACCCAGAAAUUGGUUCCUUCCAGCCUCCAAAGCCAUUGAAGCUCCAGGGGUGGAAAGAAUUCUCCUCUCCCCUUUGCCCAAAGAGGAGAGACCUAGGAAUUAAGGAUAUGCCACCCCUCUUGGGAUGGGGACCAUGUAGGAAAAGCCAUCUGGGACACAUCUGCCCGGGAAAGAUGCAACUGAGCCUUUCACUCUUCACGAAGACCAAUGGAACUGGGAACCACGUAUCAACCUCAGGAUGGCCGUGCAACUGACAGGGAUGUUUGGACCAACUUGGGUUUAUUCCCCUUUAGACCACUCUGCCCCAAAGCGGCCUGUCUCCUUAGACCUGUACUACCCUUGACUUCUCCCCUCCCCCUUUCCUUUACUCUCCUCCCCAAGUGGGUUUUGUAUCAGGGAUGCAGAGAGCUGUUGUUCCUGGCUCAGGCUUGAGAGGCUGGGUGCUUAGACAGAAAGCCCAAACCUGGGGGAGCUAGGUGGCAUAAUGGAUAGAGCACUGGCCCUGGAGUCAGGAGGACCUGAGUUUAAAUCCACCCUC
This is a messenger RNA of Vombatus ursinus (common wombat), 2971 nucleotides long. It is a transcript of the gene SFXN5, whose product is annotated as sideroflexin 5. Gene Ontology annotation, biological process: mitochondrial transmembrane transport; monoatomic ion transport; citrate transport. Bases 1 to 1011 code for a protein of 336 amino acids. Gene Ontology annotation, cellular component: mitochondrial inner membrane. The record is from RefSeq and is a predicted model, not a curated record. NCBI's taxonomy places the organism in Eukaryota, Metazoa, Chordata, Mammalia, Diprotodontia, Vombatidae. Gene Ontology annotation, molecular function: citrate transmembrane transporter activity; monoatomic ion transmembrane transporter activity. The transcript is spliced from 14 exons.